AUGGCUGCCGUCCACCGAUUCCACUUGGCAACGGCCAUCAUGGCCCUCCUUCUUUCGCAGCUAUCCAUCGCCAGCGAGCUUGUCGCCCGCCACAUCGAGCUUGUCACGCCGCAGCCCUUCGUUUUCAACGAGUUCGGCCCUACCAACCCCCUCAGCCCUGACGGAUCCGACUACCCAUGCAAGGUGCCCCAAGGCGAGAGCUUCAAGAUGAGCAGCGCCCCUACCGAGAUGGUCAUCGGCGAGAACCAGACCGUCUCCUUCGAGGGCACGGCCGUCCACGGAGGCGGCAGCUGCCAGUUCGCCUUGGCCGAGGGGCUGGAGCCCACCAAGGAGUCUGCCUGGAAAGUCAUUCAGUCCAUUGAGGGCGGAUGCCCCAAAGCCAACAUUGAAGGUAACCUGCAGGACGGCCAGUCGCCUGAUGAGUACACCUUUACCAUCCCGGACGACUUCACUCCGGGCGAUUAUACCUUCGCUUGGACCUGGGUCAACCGAAUCGGAGGACAGCCAGAGUUUUACAUGAACUGCGCCCCCAUCAAGGUGAAAGCAGGAGCCGGCUCAAAGCGAAUAGUCAAGGACCGUCGAAUGAUGUACGACCGAAGGCAGGCCUCAUACCCAGACCUCUUCCUUGCAAACAUCGGCGAGGCGAGCAACGGGUGCGACACUUCCGAGGCUUUAGCCCAGCAGGUGGCGAUCCAGUACCCAUCUCCGGGCGGCAACGUCCUCACUCCCAACGGCCCAGACGGCCUGUUCAAGCAGCCCUGCGACGGGAACCCCCGCAACAGCGGCACGGGAGGCGGCGGCCGCGGCUCCGGAUCUGCUGCCACUGGCGGUGCUGCGUCCUCUGCGACUGGAGGCGGCGCGGCUGGAUCAGCGCCAACCGGUGCCUCCGGACAGACUGCAUCGGUCCCAUCAGGCGGUGCCUCUUAG
Diaporthe citri is the source of this 927-nucleotide messenger RNA. RefSeq lists its product as uncharacterized. The record is from RefSeq and is a predicted model, not a curated record. The transcript is spliced from 3 exons. Bases 1 to 927 code for a protein of 308 amino acids. NCBI's taxonomy places the organism in Eukaryota, Fungi, Ascomycota, Sordariomycetes, Diaporthales, Diaporthaceae.